AUGGUGCUCACCGAGUACACCUACGUGUUUGUAAUCGGCACCGGCUUUGCCUUGCUCGAGGCCUUUAACAAUGGUGCAAAUGACGUCGCCAAUGCUUGGGCGACCAGUGUCUCGUCACGGUCUGUAACCUACAGACAGGCCAUGGUCCUGUGCCUUGUAUUUGAAAUGCUCGGCGCUCUGACUGUGGGCGCGCGAACGGCCUCGACUAUCAAGAAUGGAAUCAUCCCUCUGUCGGCAUUUCAGAACAACCCUGGCGUCCAACUCCUGGCCUUCACCUGUGCCGCCGCUGGCGCCUCUCUCUGGGUCCAGUGGUGCACCCGGCACUCGGCCCAUGUUUCAUCGACAUAUUCUCUUAUUUCUUCCAUCGCCGGUGUAGGUGUUGCUACCGUGGGUGCUUCUGGCGUCCAGUGGGGAUGGAAUAAUGGCAAAGGUCUCGGCGCCAUCUUUGCCGGCCUUGGUAUGGCGCCGGCCAUCUCUGCCUGCUUUGCUGCCAUUAUCUUUAUGCUUAUUAAAUUGGUUGUUCAUGUCCGAAAGAAGCCCAUUCCCUGGGCUGUAUGGACGUCGCCAUUCUUUUUCCUAAUUGCUGGUGUUAUCUGCACGCUUUCUGUCGUCUACAAAGGCUCCCCUCGACUCGGCCUGGAUAAGAAGCCAGCUUGGUAUAUUGCCGCCGUCACUCUUGGAGUCGGAUGGGGCCUGUUUGUGCUGUCUGCGAUCUUCUUUGUGCCUUUUGUUCACGCCAAAGUGCUCAAGAAAGAUUACACACUUUCGUGGAAGCAUGCCAUCUACGGACCCCUUCUCUUCAGCCGUCAGCCCCCAGAAGAUGCAGUCCAAGCCAAGGUCCCUGACUAUGCCAUCGUCCAGCACGGGGACGUCAGUGACGACAACAGCCAGUCGGACGAAGGAGCAUCGGACACGAAAGGGGCGUCUGGUACCGUCGGUGACGGCGAGAAGUCCGGCGUGCCAGUCCAGUCUGCCACCAAUAUCGGUGACAAGAAGCUCAUCUUGGCUGAAUGCAACCAAGAAGGCUACCAGAGGCUUCUGGUCGAGGCAAGAGAGCGGCACCACGCCAAGCUCAGGAAGAGCCGUGGUCCUCUGGGCUGGGCAAUGCGAACACUGCAUGCGAACCCUAUGGGUGCUGGAUCUCUCUACGAAACUCACAACAUGAUUGCUCUUUGCAAGCGUAUUCCCGCCAUGAUUGUUGUUGCUCUUCUCUACGGCAUGCAUUAUGAUAUCCAUACCGCGCAAGUCGGCAUUGAGGGUACCCCUGAGGGUCGCCGCAUGCAGCGCGUCUAUGACGAAGCGACCAAAUACCCCAACGAGGUUGAGUACCUGUAUUCGUUUGUCCAAGUCAUUACCGCCUGUACUGCGUCCUUUGCCCACGGGGCCAACGACGUCGGCAAUGCGGUUGGUGUCUGGGCCGCCAUGUACUCGGCCUGGUCUACUGGCAGAACUCUCACUGCGAGCUCGCCUGUGGAGCUGUGGCAGAUUGCUGUCAUGGCAUUAACCAUCUGUGUCGGCUUCAUCACGUACGGUUACAACAUUAUGAAGGUCAUGGGCAACAAAAUCACCUACCACUCACCCAGCCGAGGGUCCUCAAUGGAAAUGGGUGCGGCCAUUACAGUGCUUGUUUUCUCCCAAUAUUCGCUGCCCGUCUCGACAUCCAUGUGCAUCACCGGAGCCACGGUUGGCGUUGGUCUCUGCAACGGCACCUUGAAGGCUGUCAACUGGCAGCGAGUUGGCUUGUUGGUAUUUUCUUGGAUUAUGACGAUUCCCAUUGCAGGCUUGAUUGGCGGCAUUUUGAUGGGGAUACUACUCAACACUCCUCACUUCAACUAA
Messenger RNA from Metarhizium album ARSEF 1941, 1836 nucleotides. RefSeq names its product phosphate-repressible phosphate permease. The record is from RefSeq and is a predicted model, not a curated record. Gene Ontology annotation, cellular component: membrane. Gene Ontology annotation, biological process: phosphate ion transmembrane transport. Lineage: Eukaryota; Fungi; Ascomycota; Sordariomycetes; Hypocreales; Clavicipitaceae. The transcript is spliced from 3 exons. Bases 1 to 1836 code for a protein of 611 amino acids.